AUGGGAGAAUACAACGAGAAGAAAGAGACUUGUGGAACAAUAUGUCUGAAGUACCUCCUCUUCACCUUCAACUUCUUUUUCUGGCUGGCUGGGCUGGCUGUAAUGGCUGUAGGGGUUUGGACGCUGGUCCAGAAAAGUGACUACAUCAGUCUGCUACCCUCAAGCACCUACGCUGCCACAGCUUACAUCCUGGUUGUUGCAGGCGGCAUUGUGAUGGUUACUGGUAUUCUUGGCUGCUGUGCAACCUUUAAGGAGAGGAAGAGCCUGCUGAAAGUUUAUUUCAUCCUGCUGAUGUGCAUAUUCAUCCUGGAGAUCUUGGCAGGAAUCCUGGCCUAUAUAUACUACCAACAGCUCAAUGAUGAACUGAAGCAAAGCUUAAAGGAAACCAUGACUCAGAAGUACCAGCAGCCAGGAGAGGAAAAAGUGACGAAUGCUGUGGACAAACUACAACAAGAGUUUAAAUGUUGUGGAAGUAAUAAUUCCCAGGACUGGAAGGAGAGUAUUUGGAUUAAGUCUCCAGAGGCUGAGAGGCGCUUAGUUCCAGACAGCUGCUGCAAAACUGUCACUCCUAACUGUGGGAUUCGAGACCAUCCUUCAAAUAUCUACAAAGUGGAGGGUGGCUGCAUCACCAAACUGGAAUCCUUCAUCCGAUCUCACCUGCUUAUUAUUGGUGCAGUGGGCUUAGGUAUUGCCUCUGUACAGCUAUUUGGAAUGAUCUUCACCUGCUGUUUGUACAAAAGUUUAAAGUCCGAGCCGUACUAA
This is a messenger RNA of Staurois parvus, 762 nucleotides long. The record is from the annotation of a GenBank genome assembly. Lineage: Eukaryota; Metazoa; Chordata; Amphibia; Anura; Ranidae.